Molecule: messenger RNA, 3520 nt
Organism: Chelonia mydas (Green sea turtle)
Lineage: Eukaryota; Metazoa; Chordata; Testudines; Cheloniidae
Gene: GID8
Product: GID complex subunit 8 homolog
Exons: 5
Coding region: 191-877 (228 amino acids)
Biological process (GO): positive regulation of canonical Wnt signaling pathway; proteasome-mediated ubiquitin-dependent protein catabolic process
Cellular component (GO): cytoplasm; nucleus
Molecular function (GO): protein binding
Source: RefSeq, a predicted model, not a curated record
UUCUCUGGGUUUCCUCUUCCGCCAUCUCAAUGGUGCGUGCCGCUCCCCGGCUCCGGCCGGUGAUUGGCUGGGAGGCCAGUUCUCGCGAGACGAGAGUUGUGCGCAGAGUCCCGGCUGAGCGAGGCGGCGGAGUGGGGUUUGGGUCCGCGCACCGGAGCCGGCAGCAGUGGCUCUUUGGUGAAAAUCCAGCAUGAGUUAUGCAGAAAAACCUGAUGAAAUCACAAAAGAUGAAUGGAUGGAAAAACUCAAUAACUUGCACAUCCAAAGAGCUGAUAUGAAUCGCCUGAUCAUGAACUAUCUUGUUACAGAGGGUUUUAAAGAGGCAGCAGAGAAGUUUCGGAUGGAGUCUGGAAUUGAGCCCAGUGUUGAUCUAGAGACUCUGGAUGAAAGGAUAAAAAUUCGAGAAAUGAUACUGAAAGGACAGAUUCAGGAAGCCAUUGCAUUGAUAAAUAGUCUCCAUCCGGAAUUGUUAGAUACAAACCGAUACCUUUACUUUCACUUGCAGCAGCAGCAUUUGAUUGAACUGAUUCGGCAGCGUGAGACAGAGGCAGCCCUGGAAUUUGCUCAGACUCAACUGGCAGAACAAGGAGAGGAGAGCAGAGAAUGCUUGACAGAAAUGGAGCGCACGCUGGCAUUGCUUGCCUUUGAUAAUCCUGAAGAAUCACCAUUUGGAGACUUGCUCAACAUGAUGCAGAGACAGAAGGUAUGGAGCGAAGUUAACCAAGCUGUUCUAGACUAUGAAAAUCGCGAGUCAACACCCAAGUUGGCUAAAUUACUGAAACUACUUCUGUGGGCUCAGAAUGAACUGGACCAGAAGAAAGUAAAAUAUCCCAAAAUGACAGACCUCAGCAAGGGGACAAUUGAGGAACCCAAGUAAAUUGUGUGCAGAUGGACACCAAGAAAUCUUAGUACUGCACAGUAUACAUUUAUAUCAGUCUGUGACUGAAAUAUUUUUACUACAGUACAGAACUCAACAAUUCAGAUUUUUUUCAACGAACAUCUUAUUUAAACAGAGAAAAGUCCCUUUUAAAUGCUGAGAAAACAGCAUUGAAAGGCGCUGCAUCUCUUUGAAAGUCUGAUUUAGGCUAUGCACUAUCAUACAUUUUAAAAAAAUCCAAUUAGACAGGAAAGAAAAUAAUGGCAUUUUAAAAAGUACAGUGCUCAAGGUUUCUAAUUGGCUACUGAUGCUUAGUUUAGUGGCCAGUGAGUUAAAUGGGGUUAACUAUUCAGUUAAGUUUAACUCUCUCUCAUUUGAAAUGUAUAUAGAUCAGUGAAUAUUUUCUACCUUAUGUUAAGUUAUAGCAAAAUAUGCAUUUCCCCUUAAAACUAACAACUGGUCAAGUUUUCAUCUAAAAAUUUCUUACUGUACGGCCAAUCUUUUGCAUAGGAAAUAGUGUAUAAACUUGUAAAUCAUAAUUUAAGGACUUUUUUUUUCCUCGUUUCUGACUCUGGUGCUUUAUUUAUAUGGUGAGAGCUAUGUUCACAGUGGAUCAAUGACCCAUCUUUUCACAAGUAGUAUUGCUGGAAAUAAAAGUUUCUUUUUAAUUUCAAGAAUGACCAAAUGGCCUCCUGAAAUAAGACAUUAAAUCAUAUAUUUAAGUAGGGUUUUGUUUUUGAUUAUUCAGGGAUUUUUUUUCCUUAUGUUAAACUUCCACCUCUAGUCACUGCAGUGAUGCCAGCUGGUUACUAUACCUUUAAUGGCCACUUGGCUUGGUUAGCUGAAGUCUCCUCGGUGAUACGGGGGAAGGCGAGAAUCAUAGACCUUUUUUGCGCAAGUGUCCACCCUUACGCAGGGUCUGCCUUUGUGGAAUAGCUUGCGGGAUUUGGGGGUGGGUGGCAUAGUUUGUAGUGUGCUAGUGGUAACCAUUCUUUUGGCAUGUUAUGCCUUGGAUGAAUCGAGCAGUGACAUUACAAAACCCUUUUCCAUAAUCCCAGUGACUUCAUAUCUUUCUGAAGAGAUGCGGUUCAUCUUCAGAGCUGUACUGUUGUUUGUUGGCUGUUCCACUCGUGUUAGAAACAUUAUAAUGCUUACAUACGAGGCCCUGAUUUUCUUGGUCACCGAACUGUAAUUUGGGUGUAGGAUGUUUUGCUGGAUGUAUGACUUAAUCUUUCAUUACUUCAUACAGGUAUAUCUCAUAGUAUUAUGUACUGACCUUUGCCAAAUUGAGAUCUAGAUCUUUAAAACCCAUACGCUGAGUAUUACGAAACUGCUGAACAAAGACCAAUUUGGUGGAGGAAAUAGCGUAGUAUCACAGUGCACUGGCAAUUUACACUCUACCCAUCAGAUACUGUGGAUAUCCUAGUCUGGUAGCUAUUACCCUGUAAAUUGAAACUACUUAAUUUUCUGGAAUACUUACACAUUAAACUGUAAAAGCUUUGCAGAGACACAACUUAGAGAAUAACAAAACCUGUUACUGAUUGCAUUACUAUGAACACUGUUUACUUGUGUGUAGCUAUUUUCUGGGGGAGACAGUUGUCUCCUAAGAAGCUAUAGAGAUACCUCAGUGCCAAGAUUAGGCUAGGUGAUGGAUAUAAAACACAAGACUGAUCUGUCCCAUUUUACUACUGAUGGUUUUAUUUGACAUCCUAAGGCUUUCACCAUACGCAACUCUUGUAAUUCAUACAAAACUAAUGAACUUUCAUUGGCCACCACCUGCAAUAAUGAGCUGGUUUUAUUUCACCCUCGUUGGUUAUUCUAACAAUUUACCUGAACUGAGAAGAUAAAUACUGUUUUCAGUCAGUUGCUGUUUUUAAAAAAGUAUAAUAUUUUAAUUUGAAAUCUAUAUGGUUAGUGUAAUUUUGUUUAAUAACAAACUGCAGAAAUUAAACUCUGUUUGCUCUGAUUCCUUCAUGAACAACUGAUCAACUUUUCCUCCAGUCUGAUACUUUUUGUGCUGAUCCUCAUCUGAAGCUUUUCCAGGAGGAAGUGGAAAGUGGUGCAUUUUUGUGGCAUGACUAGCAUUUUUCUCUGUGAGAAAUGCGAUAUUACAGACCUGGUUGAAGAGUUCACCAUACUUUUAGAAUGCUGCAUUAAUUCCAUAUAGUCUUUGGGCGAAGUGCAUAGAUUGCUUAUUUUUUUUCCAUUAAAAAUAACGUUUUCUAAGAGGUUGAAAUAUAACAUUUUAGUAAAGGAUUAUUUGAGUUUGUUUAUUAAUAUACCACAUUGAUAAGCAGCUUUAAUCUGUAAAGUCUUUAACUGCAAGAAAAUAUUCAAAAGCUAUGCAUUUUACAGAAAGCAUAAAGAUAGUCAUAAUGGUACUUUUAGGGAUCUUUAUAUUAGUGUAUAUAAUUUGCAUAUACAAAUAUAAUAUAUAUACUCUGAAAUAUUCUUGAAUGGUAGGGGCUGUGAACAUAACUUAUGGAAAUACUGUGCACAGUAAACGCAGACCUGAGUACAUGAAUGAAUUUUUGUCAUGCAUGAGAAAUGUCUUAUUUGGUGACUACUAAUUAUUGGAUUUUGUUAUAUCCAUCAUUGUUAGAUAACCACUUUAACAAGUAACAUUAAAUACCACUUUGAUCA